GAGGAGAGAGGGGGUCUCGCUCCCAAACAUGGUGACGAGUUAACUUGACGAAUGUGUAGGGUUAGAUGCGCAUCGUCAGUUCCGCUCGCAUUUUCAUGAAGCUGCAUGUUCCGAUGGGGUUCUUCGCCGAAGCUCACAGAAUACGAUAAUAAUCCUCCUCGCGGAGGGAUGCCAGCUCCGGAGCAGACCCCACUGAUGGAGGAGGGGCUGCUGCAGGGUGUCCAGGAUGGAGCUCCAGGCCGCAGCGCGGAGCCUGACAGCAGUGCCACCAACAUCCUGGCCUCCGUCAGAGAGCAGGAGCUUCAGUUUGAGAGGCUGACCAGAGAGCUGGAGGUGGAGCGGCAGAUUGUGGCCAAUCAGCUAGAGCGAUGCAGGCUGGGGGCGGAGUCCCCUGGCACAGCCAGUGGCAGCUCGUCUGAGAAGUCCUACACCUGGAGAUGUGCAGAUGCCUCCUCCACAAGCGAGGCCAAAUCCCGAGUGACGGACAGCUGUCAGUCUCCGACGUACCGCCUCAGAAACGAGCCGGAGCACGGGACGUUGUUCGCCUCAGAGCAGGCCUCGCCCCAUGAAAGGUCAACUGGAAACUCGCGCAGCUCCACCCAGAUGAACUCUUUUUCGGACAGCGGGUACCAGGAUGCGGGCAGUUACCAUGGCAGUCAGAGCCUGGUGAAGGCGGAGCUGAGGCUGCAGCACUCCUACCCUGGGGUGAGCGGCAAUGCCUCGCUCGUCAGGAACUCCAGAGCCGAGGGACAGAUCCCAGGCCAGACCCAGGUGGGCGGCGGGACGGGGUCAGGCCGGGCGAUGCGGAGGGUGAGCUCGGUGCCGUCCCGCACGCAGUCUCCCGGCUACAGCAGCAGCGUGUCACCCUCCCGCGGGUCCCUGCGCACCUCGCUGGGCAGCGCGUACGGCUCACCCAUCGUCACCGAGCCCAAACCGCUGUCCAGCGUCUUCUCUGCCACCACCCUGCCCUCUUCCCAGCGGCCCGGCUCGCCCUACUCCGCCCCGAAGACCGGCUCUCCCGCCACGCUCCGCCGCAUGGGCUCCCUCAGCUCCCGAACCGCCUCGCUGUACCAGCCGCUGGGCGGGGCCGGGCGCACGGCCUCCCCGCCCCCGCAGCAGGCCCCGCCCCCCUCCUCCCCCGCCCGCGCUGGCAUGACGGCGGUGCCCCAGAGCUAUGGCUCCACCCUCCCCCGGUCACUCCGCCAUGACGCCGACGCCUACAGCCAGCAGGCCUACGAGCUGUACGAGAGGAUGGUCCCGCCCCGCCCCGACAGCCUCACAGAUGCUCUGGCUGAUGACAUACAAGGUAUGCGCAGCUCUUUCGCCAGCCAGCACAGCCAGCUGGGACAGGACCUGAGGCUGACCGUGUCCCCCGACCACCACCUGUACAAGGACAGGACCUUCCAGGGCUCUCUGUACCAGAGCCCCAACCACCGGGCCAUGGACCUCAACCACGGCACCCAGAGCUCCACCUACAGGGCUGCCUCAGGCAUGGGGACUUUGCAGAGGACUUCCACUCAGCGCGGCACGCUGACAUACCAAAGAGACAACUACGCCCUGAACACCACGUACACAGAGCCCUACCACUCCGCCCAGUUCGAGUCCUCGGGGUCCAACUACGCCCGGCAGGCCGUCGCCAUGGACGACGGGGCCACCCGCUCACCCUCCAUAGACAGCAUUCAGAAGGAUCCCAGGGAGUUCGCCUGGCGGGACCCGGAGCUGCCGGAGGUCAUCCACAUGCUGCAGCACCAGUUCCCGUCCGUGCAGGCCAACGCUGCCGCCUACCUGCAGCACCUGUGCUUCGGAGAUAACCGAGUCAAAGCCGAGGUGUGUCGCCUCGGAGGGAUCAAGCACCUGGUGGACCUUCUGGACCACAAGGCCCUGGAGGUGCAGAGGAACGCCUGUGGAGCGCUGAGGAACCUGGUGUACGGGAAGGCCACGGACGACAACAAGGUGGCCGUGAGGAACGCGGGCGGAGUCCCCGCCCUGCUGCGGCUGCUGAGGAAGACUGUGGACGCCGAAGUCAGGGAGCUGGUCACGGGGGUGCUGUGGAACCUGUCCUCCUACGACGCGGUGAAGAUGACGAUCAUCCGGGACGCCUUAAGCACUCUGACCAACACUGUGAUCAUCCCGCACUCCGGCUGGAGCAGCUCCUCCUUCGACGACGAGCACAAGCUCAAGUUCCACUCCUCGCUCGUGCUGCGCAACACCAGCGGCUGCCUGAGGAACCUGAGCUCGGCGGGAGAGGAGGCCAGGAAGCAGAUGCGUUGCUGUGAGGGGCUGGUGGACUCUCUGCUCUACGUCAUCAAGGCCUGCGUCAACACCUCCGACUUCGACAGCAAGAUUGUGGAGAACUGCAUCUGCACCCUGAGAAACCUGUCAUACCGCCUGGAGCUGGAGAUGCCCCAGUCCCGCCUGCUGGGCACCCAAGACCUGGACCACCUGCUGGGCAGCGAGUCGCCCAGCAAGGAGGCCGACUCCAGCUGCUGGGGCAAGAGGAAGAAGAAGAAGAAGAAGACCUCGCAGGAGGAGCAGUGGGACGGUGUAGGGCCCAUUCCGGGGUUCUCCAAAAACCCGAAGGGGGCAGAGAUGCUGUGGCACCCAUCGGUGGUGAAGCCCUACCUGACGCUGCUGGCGGAGAGCUCGAACCCGGCCACCCUGGAGGGAUCUGCAGGCUCCCUGCAGAACCUCUCUGCAGGAAACUGGAAGUUUGCAGCUUAUAUCCGUGCUGCGGUGCGUAAGGAGAAGGGUCUCCCCAUUCUGGUCGAGCUGCUCCGGAUGGACAACGACCGUGUGGUCUGCUCGGUUGCCACAGCGCUGAGGAACAUGGCCCUGGAUGUCAGGAACAAGGAGCUCAUAGGAAAGUACGCCAUGCGGGACCUGGUGAACCGGCUGCCCGGGGGCAACACCACCCUGCUGUCGGACGAGACGGUGGCGGCCAUCUGCUGCACACUGCACGAGGUCACCAGCAAGAACAUGGAGAACGCCAAGGCGCUGGCCGACACGGGCGGCAUCGAGAAGCUGGUCAACAUCACCAAGGGGCGGGGAGAGAGGUACUCGAUGAAGGUGGUUAAAGCAGCUGCACAGGUGCUGAACACGCUCUGGCAGUACAGAGACCUGCGUGCCAUCUAUAAAAAGGAUGGGUGGAACCAGAACCACUUCAUCACGCCUGUUUCCACACUGGAGCGGGACAGAUACAAGUCCCAGCCUACCCUGCCCACCAGCACUUUGCAGAUGUCACCUGUCAUCCAGUCAGCUGGUAGUGCUACAUCUUCCCCUGCCAUGUUGGGCAUAAAGGAGCAGCAUUCGGAUUAUCAAAGAACACAGUCAUCUAUGCAAUUUUAUAACUACCAAGGAGACAACAAUGUACAUAAAAGUCAAUACACGGGGUCUGGGAAGCCAUCCCCCUUUUUCAUUGGGUCCUAUUCUUCUCCAUCGAGAGAGGACUCCAGGAGAGGUCAGCAGCUGUACUACACAGAUGAGACGGGCAGAAGGAACUACGACACCUACAGAAUGUACCUGCAGUCUCCGCACGGCUACGAUGACACAUACUACCAGGAUGCCGUCCACUUCUCCCCGACGGCGGAGUACAGCUCUCCGGCGCACGGACUCAAAUCCAACACCAACUACGUGGACUUCUACUCCACCACGCGGCGGCCUUCCUACCGCGCCGAGCAGUACCCCGGCUCGCCUGACUCCUGGGUGUAGGGCUGCUCGGCCCAAAUGAGAAAAACCGCAGACUCCUCUGUGAACUUUUCCGUUUGUGCGUGUGUUUACGAGUGAACCGGAAUGUGGGUCAGAGAGGCGGGAACGGGAGCCAAAGAAGGGGAUGGAGGAACGCAAGGUUUUGAUAGUUUGUUUUGUUUACGAGAGCGGCCAUUUUGGAGGGGGGGGGGGGGUGCUAGGUGGUGGUAUGAGCGUCCACUCGCUCCAUGUAGAUGGGAGGGGUUUCUUUUGAGGCCGUAGCCAUAGUAACAUGAUGAUGGUGUGAGUACUGUGAGAAAUGGAUUGCGCUAGAGAAUCACCAGGGAGAAUAAGUAUGUUGGCCAAAACUGAAGAGUUUGUGUCUGUGAAAAGAUUCUAAUGAUGUUUGUACAAAGGAGCCAAACCAUAUUCCUUUCUCGUUUUAUGGCUGUACUUAUUAUUGUGUAUGACAUGGAGUCUUGUAUAUUUCCUUCAUUUUAUUGUAAAUACAGAGAAAAUACCACCUGGUCUACAUUCAUCAGCGCUGGUGAAGACUCGUGCCAUGUUAAAACUAUAUAGAUAUAUAAAUGUAUAUAGAAAUAACGAUGAGAAAUAAAUAUAAAAAAGAAACAAACUUGGCAUCAUUACACAAGCAUCCAAAAGUAAUAAAAUGACCCUUUUGUUUUUUAAAGGAAUGGUGUAAUUGCAGACGUUUUUGUGACAUUGCAGAGAUAUCUUUAUUUUUGGAUUUUCUAUCCAGCUCCACUCAUGGGAUGGUUCACUGCCAUUUUCUAUGCACAUCAACAGAAAUAAAUGUGAACAUUUGGUCUGUGAAUAACUAUUAAACUCCUCCUCU
Molecule: messenger RNA, 4540 nt
Organism: Megalops cyprinoides (Indo-Pacific tarpon)
Lineage: Eukaryota; Metazoa; Chordata; Actinopteri; Elopiformes; Megalopidae
Gene: pkp4
Product: plakophilin 4
Exons: 23
Coding region: 106-3708 (1200 amino acids)
Biological process (GO): cell-cell junction assembly; cell-cell adhesion
Cellular component (GO): nucleus; cytoplasm; plasma membrane
Molecular function (GO): cadherin binding
Source: RefSeq, a predicted model, not a curated record